This is a messenger RNA of Alternaria atra, 1542 nucleotides long. RefSeq lists its product as uncharacterized. Lineage: Eukaryota; Fungi; Ascomycota; Dothideomycetes; Pleosporales; Pleosporaceae. The record is from RefSeq and is a predicted model, not a curated record. The transcript has 3 exons. Bases 1 to 1542 code for a protein of 513 amino acids.
AUGGCUAUCUUCUCCAUUAUUCUGCUGCUGGCAGCGUAUUCCACAUCCAUAAUCGCUGGGCCGGUCCCACAGGCCCACCGAAGGCAACUCUUUACUAGUUAUACCAACACCACUUCCACCAUUUUCUCAACAUCAGAGCAAAAGACUGCGGAAGCAGAGACCGCUAUCAUAGUGGAGCCAAUCCAACAAACUGUCGUGACAUCGAUAGCACCGGCUAUCACGUUCGUCAAUCCUGACGGAAAACCACUUGUGACACAAGAUCCACAGACUAUCUUCUCUACUUCUUUUAUCACGCCCUCACCCUUACCGACCACGGAGGAAAGUUCAAGCGCAGUAGCUACCCCCUCAGUAACACCAAGCCCGGUACCCACGCCCAUAGAAAGUAUUAGCGUGCCGAUAUCGUCUGUCAUUGGAUCCUCAGCGUUCUCAAGCUCAGUUGACGCAGUCGAUAACAAGACAGCAAGUGAGACAAGUCAACAGGUUCCCAUGUUUACUUAUUCGCCCAUAGAGGAAGAGACAUCUACCUCGCUUGCUACUCCUACUGCACCGGCGACAAGUGCAAUCCCGGCGUCUACCACAGGCGGCUUACCUGGCUUCACUCAUCCCGCCGCAGCACCCUCAAACUUACCGUCCGCCAAUACCACUACUGGUUCGACGAUUGCAAGUGCAUCUUCUAUGAUCGAGUCGGUCAUACAGGCGUCCUCUUCAUCCCCUAUGGUCAACUCAACCUCUCUGGCACUUCCAGUUCCCACAUCGAGCGGCUCGCCUACAGCUGCUCUCCCUUCUGAGACUGCUUCAGACGCCAUAGAUGUAACAUCGCGCAUCAUCGUCACGCAAUACACCACCAUUUAUGCGACAUCCCAGCCACCUCAGACACCCGCACAAGAGUCAGCGAUGCCAACUGAGGCUCAAGAGUCCGCUCCAUUAGCUUCUCCAACAUCAGAAGUAGCUAGUGCAUCCAUGCCGUCUCCAUCGAAUGCUCCAGCUGAAGUAUCUCCUCAUGCCAACACCAACACCAGAACCCAGCCAGACAUCAGAAACACCUGCCUCUUCAGCUUUUCCAGAACCGAUCAUAUCCAGUUCGGUGGCCACAUCGUCUUCAACUGUAAGUUCGUCUUCGGAAGCAGCAGAGCCAACACCCACAAUACCCGCAUCAUCGUCUUCAAUGUCGGAUAUUUCCGCGCCUACACCUACAUCAAUCGCAUUGUCGUCUUCCGUUACACCAACCACGUCGAGUACCCCGGAAAGCUCAGCACAGCUAUCACCGUCUCCCUCAUCCAUGGCACCACCUCCAGAAGCGUCUUCACAGCCUUCCUCCUCUUCCUCCAUUGCGUCACCUCCAGAAGUAACUGCAUCGACAUCCGACGCCGUGCCGACACCACCGACAACAACAACGGAGAUGCUGUCUUCUGCAUCACCAGAACCAGAGCCGGCGCCCUCGUCGACAACAUCGGAAGGUCCGCUGAUCAUCACGCCGAUACCACCGAGUCAAGUAUUUACAGUAACUGUUACUGCGACUGCGACGGAGAAGGAGACGGUUAG